Molecule: messenger RNA, 1900 nt
Organism: Lingula anatina
Lineage: Eukaryota; Metazoa; Brachiopoda; Lingulata; Lingulida; Lingulidae
Biological process (GO): proteolysis
Molecular function (GO): serine-type endopeptidase activity
Source: RefSeq, a predicted model, not a curated record
CUCGGCCGGUACAAAGCAAGGACACAAAUCUGCAAAACAUGAAGAUUUCGAAGCUAUCACAGCCCUGCGCUGCUUGCCUCUGUACCAUCUUAAUACCGGUUCUUCUCACGAGCACGUACGCGUGGAACCUACCUCCAAUCACAAAUAAUGGUAAGUUCCCGCGCAUGCGCAGAAAACACGUUUCUUCAUCAUCAUCAUCAUCAGCAUCGCCAUCAGCAUCAUCAAGCACGUCUACCUCUCCAAAAUCUACCUCAAGCCUGCUCCAGCAGGUUCUUCCUCUCCAAUUGAGGACAAGCAGUAUUGGGAACAAGCUCCGCUUGCAACAGGGGGCGCGCAAUAACAACCUCGAAGUGGGUUGGCCCCCGACGAUUAGCGCUAAAAGAAGAAAUAGAAGAAGAAGACGUCGGAGAAGACCUGCUAAAUGGCAUCGCGCGCGCAGACAUCCACCUGAGGAAGCGACAGAAGUGUACACCGGAGGCAGUGGAACAGUAUAUCAGAGAUACUUUGUGAAUUUCUUCAUUAAUGUGUCACUAACGGAAGUUUACGAGAUAUUGGCCAGUGUGACCGUCAAAGAUGUCCGUGACUUCGGAAGAUUUGGCUACUCUGCUGUUGUGGAGGCAAGUGAGAGUGAAGUGGAUAACAUACGUGUCAGUAACUCUCACUCUGUUAACUUCACCGAACAAGACGCAUACGCCGGGGCCAAUUGUGAGACACACGUGGCUUCCUCUAGUUAUCGCUGGGGCUUGGAUCGUAUAGACCAUCCGGACAUUGUAACGGCGGACGAUGAGACUUUGAGCAUAAAUAACAAUGGGACAGGCGUGGAUGUCUACGUGCUGGAUACAGGCAUUGCUAAAAACCACAUGGACUUUGACGAUGGGUCCGGUGUUAACCGUGUCAUCUCGCUCUGCUACGAUGCCUGGGAGUCCGUUGCCAACUGUGGUGGGGUCAACGACAGCGCCGACGACCACGGUCACGGGACGCACAUCGCAGGUCUCGUGGGGUCCCUCACCUGGGGGGUCGCCAAACGUGUCACACUGAUUUCGGUGAAGGUGCUGGACAGUAACAAUACCGGAACCGUCAAUGACGUUAUCGGCGGCAUCGACUGGGUCAAACAACAAUAUGCCGCCAGGGGGCGCCCUGCUGUGGCCAUCAUGGCGCUGAACACGGGGAUCCAAGUCACGCUGAAUAACGCGGUAACCAGCAUGUAUGACGAGGGGAUUGUGCCCGUGGUAGCGGCGGGCAAUAAUGGAGGUGACGCGUGUUUUUAUUCACCAGCCAGCACCCCGGAGGCCAUUGUAGUAGGUGCACUGACUUCAACAGACACCCUGACAAGUUUUACCAAUGGGGGCAACUGUACAGGCAUAUACGCCCCAGGGGAGGCGAUCGGUAGCUCCUAUUACCGGAGUCCAGAUCUCGCCCAAUUUUUAGUCAUGCAAGGGUCCUCCCAGGCCGCCGCCUUCGUCGCCGGAACUGUGGCCGUAUUAAUCGCUGAUAACGUCGGCCAAAACGAGACUGGAGGCGACUUCGUCGAGGCUAUCAAGACCGCCCUCUAUGAUUUGUCUGCGCUUGGAAAAAUAACAGGAUACGUUCCACACAAUCGUCUGCUUCAAGUACCACGUGACACGUGUUAGGUUGCCAUGGUGAUGUAGUUCAAGGCGUCUUGGCAACAUUACGCAAAUGAAAUAAACUUGAAAACUGUUUGUUGUCUUCUGUUUUUGAACAAACGGUACAAACGAUUGUUCAAGAGGCAGCUGGUUCUACCUUCAGCUGAUAUUUUACAGUGCUGUCUAAUCAUGAACAACUUGUAUACACGUGACCUCAUGUAAUACAUGUUACUAUAACAAAUAGUAUGUGAAAUAUUAUAUUGUCUAUGACAACUUUCAAUCCUGUCUUCAUUUCU